UUAUUGCUCAUGUAUGCUUAGUUGGCUUUACGAGAGCUUCUCUCACUGCCUAUCUCAUUUCUUUAUCCGAUAUGAUUUCUCCAAGCCUUCCAAUGGAGCUUUGUUUUCUGCUUGUACUUGCAGUAGCUGUGUCAAGUGAUGCUGCUCUAUCUUCUGAGAUUUACUGGAAUUCAAUGCUACCCAAUACUCCAAUGCCAAAAUUGGUUCAGCAUCAAUUAAUAUCUGGUGCCUAUGUAGAUUCUGAACUGCGAGGUCUUGGAAAGAUGAUUGUAAUUCCUACCGCCCGCGACGACAACAUAGGGUGGUCUUUUCAGAAAUGGGGUUCUGCGAAGGAGAACCAGGGAGUAUCAGGUUUUCAAAAUAAGAAACAACUGAAUGUUGAUAAAGACGUCGAUUACUACUUCUUCGAGGAAAACUUGUAUCCAGGCAGAAAGAUGACUUUGGAGCUAUCAGGAGACCAUACAAAAGCUAUCCUCUUAUCCCGCCAAGUGGCGGAUUCAAUUCCCUUCUCCUCUAACGAAUUACCAGACAUCUUACAUCGGUUCUCCGUGAAUGACAGAUCAAUACAAGCAGAGGCCAUGAAGGAGACAAUCGUGUCUUGUGAAAGGCCUGGAGAUAACGUAGAAGCAAAGCGCUGUGCAACCUCAUUAGAGUCGAUGAUAGACUUCAGCAUUUCAAAGCUGGGGAAGAACAUCAAGGCCGUGACGACGGAAUUUGAUGGAGAGAAUGGGAAGAAGAAGCAGUUCAUCAUCUCUUCAGGAAUCAAGAAAAUGGGUGGAAACCCAGUUGUGUGCCAUGGCAUGACAUACCCAUACGCUGUCUACUACUGCCAUGUGAUACGUGCCACAAGGUCGUACGUGGUUCCAUUGGUCGCUGCUGAUGGGACAAAGGCAAAGGCCGUCGCUGUGUGCCACACUGACACUAAGGAUUUCAGCCCUGACCACAUUGCCUUCCAAUUGCUUGACAUUAAGCCGGGGGGAGUUCCUAUUUGCCACUUCCUUCCGGAUGAUACCAUUUCCUGGUUUCCCAACUAGCUAGAAUUUCAUAUAUAUGACUAGUAGUACUAAUAUAUAUCUCCCUCCAGGCUUGUAUGAAAUGUGUGUGUCUUUGCUAUUUAUAUAUAUAGCACCUUAAUUGUCUCCACUACAUCUCUGCUAUAUGUCAACCUUCGCCUAUGUAUUGCUUGUGUGUAUUUCACAUCUUUCAUUUGCAUGCAUGCAUGUUAUUUGUUGGACUGUCCAAUCUCCAUGUUUGUUUAUAUGGUUUUAAUAAAUUAGUUCUUCGUCUCCUCUUCUUAAUA
Messenger RNA from Nelumbo nucifera (sacred lotus), 1300 nucleotides. RefSeq names its product BURP domain-containing protein 6-like. The record is from RefSeq and is a predicted model, not a curated record. NCBI's taxonomy places the organism in Eukaryota, Viridiplantae, Streptophyta, Magnoliopsida, Proteales, Nelumbonaceae.